GCGGUGCGCGAGGCGGCUCGGCUCUUCUAGUGUAAUGUCGCGAGUCUAGCUGGCGCUGGCUGGUAGCAGUAGCAGGCCGACCGGCACAGGCCGCGUGCAGGCAGAACAGCACUCCCAUCUGGCGGCAGCUCGCCCACUUCGCUCUGUUCGGUCCAGCAUGACGCCCUUGGAGCUGAGCCAGGUGCGCUCGGUGGCGCCGGUGCUGCUGAUGACGCUGACGCAGGGCCUGUCGCUGGGAUGGUCCUCCCCGGCCGUCGGCAAGCUGCGCGCCGGCGAGGGCUCGUUCGCCCCCACCCUCGACGAGAUCUCCUGGAUCGUGUCCUUCUUCAGCCUGGGCAUCCUGGCCGGCUCCCUCGUCGGGUCCGCCGUGUUCGCACGCGCCGGCCGCCGCACCACGCUCAUGCUGGGCCCCGUGCUGCUGGCCUCGUGCUCCGCCAUCACGUUCCUCAGCUCCUCGGCGCAGCCCCUGUACCUGGCCAGGCUGCUGGGCGGCGCGGGCCACGGCGUGGGCGUGUCCUUCGCCUCCAUCUACGUGGCCGAGGUGUCUGAGACGGCGAUGCGCGGCCGUCUCAUCCUGUGGACCAACCUGCAGAUCAUGGCGGGCCCGCUCAUCUCGUACGCCGUGGGCCCGCUGCUGUCCUACCGCCUGCUGGCCCUGGUGCCCCUGCUCACGGCCUCGGCGUCGCUCUUCCUGGCGCUGGGCAGCGGCUGGAUGCAGGAGACGCCCUUCUACCUGGCGUCAAAGGGCCGCGCCGACCAGGCCCUCGCCGCGCUGCGGGCCCUCAGGGCCGGAAAGAAGGACGAGGAGAUCCGCGCCGAGCUGGCCGCCAUCCAGAAGACCGUGAAGCAGCAGGCCAGCGCGGGCAGCGGCUCCCUCCGCGAGGUGUUCGCCGACCCCGUGGCCAAGAAGGCGGCCUGCCUGUGCCUGUUCGUGACGGGCUCCUUCGCCAUGCUGGGCAUCACCACCGUCAUGGUGUUCACGCAGCAGAUCGUCGAGGUGGCGGGCGCGCCGCUCAGCCCGGCGGUGUGCAGCGUGCUGCUCGUGGCCGUCAACAUCGCCGCCGUGCUGGGCUCCAUGCCGGUGGUGGAGCGCCUGGGCCGCCGCACCAUCCUGUCCGGCAGCGCGCUGGGCAACGCCGCGUCCCUGGCCACCCUGGCCGGCUUCUUCGUGGCGAGGGACGUGCUGGGCGCCGACGUGUCCGGCGUGCACUGGCUGCCGCUGGCCUGCCUCGUGUCCUACAUGGCGUCCACGGGCAUGGGCGUCGUCACCAUCCCCCACGUGCUCACCAGCGAGCUGCUGCCGCAGCGCGCCAAGGCGUCCGUGGCGCCACUGUCCGGCGCCCUGGUCGCCAUCUCCGCCUUCGUGCUGCACAAGAGCUUCUUCAUCGUGGGACGCGCCCUGGGCUUCGCCGCUCCCUUCACCUUCUUCGCCGCCUACAACCUCGGCUACUCCGUGUUCGUCGCCUCCCUCGUGCCCGAGACCAAGGGCAAGACGCUGGCGCAGGUGCAGGAGAUGCUGGCCGCGUCCACCGCGGACGACAAGAAGAAGAGGAACUGAUUCGGGCAGCGUGCUGUGCUGCUCCCACCUGGACGGAGCCCCAGACUAGAAAGCCGUACUCUGGGACUCCAGCCUCAGGUACCUUGGCAGUGCCCUCAGACAAGACAAGGAUUCCUUUUCCCCACGGGGAAAUUACGUCUAUUUUAUUGGCCACUGUGUGGCCCUGUAUCAUACCUCUCGAACCCUUACAUAAUAAACAUUAAAAAAAUGGAAGGCAAAA
Thrips palmi is the source of this 1778-nucleotide messenger RNA. Its product is annotated as facilitated trehalose transporter Tret1-2 homolog. The transcript has 5 exons. Gene Ontology annotation, molecular function: transmembrane transporter activity. The record is from RefSeq and is a predicted model, not a curated record. Gene Ontology annotation, biological process: transmembrane transport. Lineage: Eukaryota; Metazoa; Arthropoda; Insecta; Thysanoptera; Thripidae. Gene Ontology annotation, cellular component: membrane. The coding region runs from base 158 to 1558 and encodes 466 amino acids.